This is a messenger RNA of Solanum dulcamara, 1793 nucleotides long. RefSeq names its product flowering time control protein FCA. Lineage: Eukaryota; Viridiplantae; Streptophyta; Magnoliopsida; Solanales; Solanaceae. Bases 67 to 1359 code for a protein of 430 amino acids. The transcript is spliced from 14 exons. Gene Ontology annotation, cellular component: cytoplasm; ribonucleoprotein complex; nucleus. The record is from RefSeq and is a predicted model, not a curated record. Gene Ontology annotation, molecular function: mRNA binding; protein binding.
UCUAUUAAUAUUUCUCUAUUAAUAUAAAAAAUUUAAAAGUUCAAAUAAUCAAUUUACAAGGUGAUAAUGGACCAGAGGAACGGAGAACACCGAGGAAACCAGCCGGAAUAUCACCGGAACCCUCAUCCUGCACCGCCGAAUUGGCCUUCGGACAACUCUGUCUCUCGCAACGACAAAAACUUAGACAAUCACAGAAGAAACUUUCCCGGCGACGGAAACCACUACAAUCGCCGGCAACAUCACCAGCAUCAUCAUCGGAAUCCGAAUUUUGAGCAGAACUUUGGUGGUUCUGCGCCUUUUCCGGCUCGUAAGAGGCCUUUCGAUCAAGCAAGCUCUGACUUUCUGGAUUGUGGCAGUUUUGUGAAACUCUAUGUUGUAGGAGUUCCAAGGCCAGCGGAAGAAGAAGAUGUUAGGUCUGUUUUUGCUGAACAUGGGCAUAUUGUUGAGUUUGUUCGUCUCACGGAUAAAGGCACCGGUCUGAGGAAAGAAUGCUGUUUUGUGAAGUAUAGAACGUUAGAUGAAGCUAAUAGGGCUAUUGGAGCAUUCAAUGGUCGAUAUACUUUCCCUGGGGGGGAGUUCCCCUUAACAGUUAGGUAUGCUGAUGGGGAACGUGAACGUCUUGGAAUCUUGGCUGAACACGCUCAGAAACUUUAUGUUGGUGGUCUGAGGAAACAAGCUUCCAAAGAAGAAAUUGAGCUUGUAUUUUCUCCAUAUGGGAUUGUUGAAGAAGUAUACUUUAUUGUUGAUGAACUAAAACAACGCCGUGGAAGUGCUUUUAUCAGGUUUGCUUGUAGAGACAUGGCAGUUGCGGCAAGGAAUGCGCUACAUGGAACCUAUGUAAAUGAAGUAUGUGAACACCCAUUGGUUAUUCGAUUUGCAGAUCCUAAGAAGCCCAAGGUGGGAGAGUCGAGGGCUCAAACCCUUAUGAAUGAGCAAUUCAAUGGGAAUAUGGCAGCUAACCAGUCUAAUCACCAGAGUCCAAAUCAGACUCCAAAUAACAGAUGCAAUCCUCAGACAGUUUUCAGCACUCGUGUUGGAUCAGAUAAUGUUUUGCCAUCAGCUGCAUCUUCUGUCAAUGCAAAAUCUUUAAAUGCUGAGAUGUUGGAGUCUAUAGAUUGUGAAUGGAGUGACCAUAUCUGUCCCGAUGGAAACUUAUAUUAUUAUAACUGUGUAACGUGUGAAAGCAGGUGGGAGAAGCCAGAGGAGUUUGCACUUUAUGAAAAGAAAUUAGAAAUGCUAGAUCUACAGCAACAGGAUCAGCACAAUUUAAGACUUACAGUCCGCAACACUCCAGAAGUUUCUCAAAUGCGUCAGGAACUCGAAACAGCUAGUUCAGCGGUUCCUAUGGGUUGUGUCUAAACAUUGCUUUUCAUUUUAGAAGUUAUUAGAACUAAGUGAACUCGAAACAGCUAGUUCAGCGUUUUCUCUGACGUGUGUGUAAACAGCAUCAAUCUUCAUUUUAGAAGUUACUGGAACCGGAACGGGAACGUAUGGUUUUGGCUUUUCAGUUACAAGUGAUAUUUAGCACUGAAAGGCAACAUUUCUGAAUACUGGGUUUCUUGUGUGCAAAUUUGUACUUACCUUUCAAUUGCUAGAGAUUUACUGUGAGCUUUUAGACUGUUAGUGCCUUUCCCCAGUGGGGAGAAAAUAUGUUUUUGUAUAGUUGUACAUUUGGUCCAAGCUUUAGGUUUUUUCCCCCUUAUUCUUUGUGUUAGGACUGUUUGAACAUGGUAAGACUUUGUAAGUUAUAUUUUUUUUCUCAUAAACGAAAAUCACCCCACAAGUUGUGAAAA